Sphaerodactylus townsendi is the source of this 2777-nucleotide messenger RNA. It is a transcript of the gene PDP2, whose product is annotated as pyruvate dehydrogenase phosphatase catalytic subunit 2. Gene Ontology annotation, biological process: protein dephosphorylation. The record is from RefSeq and is a predicted model, not a curated record. Gene Ontology annotation, molecular function: protein serine/threonine phosphatase activity; cation binding. Bases 303 to 1910 code for a protein of 535 amino acids. The transcript is spliced from 4 exons. Lineage: Eukaryota; Metazoa; Chordata; Lepidosauria; Squamata; Sphaerodactylidae.
AGCCGCGGGCAGGGCGAGGUGAACCGAGGACAGCGAAGGCGGGCGGGGCGGGCUGAUGAGGGACGACCGUGGGAGCGGCCAGGCUCUGUCAAAGAGGACUUCGAAGCGGGCAGGAAGACAUGGGCGGGAGGACUGCUGCCUCACGGACCGAGCCGGACACAUAAAGGACCAAUUCAGACUGUGAUCCUGCACUUCUGGAGAAAGCAGCAUUAGGAUUUAAGAACCAGUCGUCUUUUGGAAAAUGUACAGCCAUUCCCAAGAAGUUUCCAGUAACUAGAUUUAUUUUUCAAAACAUCCUUAAGAUGUCUAGCACUGUGUCCUCUUGGAUUAUAAACUCUACAAGAAGCAGCAUCUGCGCUUUGCAUGGAAAAGGACAUUUGAAUUUCAGGUACAUUUCAAGCCACAAGAAAGUUACACGGAAGAGCUUGCUUUCCAAAAGUCCUUUUCCCUCUGCACAGGCAAGCAUCAGAGGCAGCACAGCUGAUGUUUUCACCUCAAGCAAGGCUUUCAGACAUACGUCAACAGAAGAAGAAGAUUUCUCCUUCCAUCUGACACCAACACAGAUAGAUAACGUAUUAAGGGCAAGCGAAUUGUCCGUUGCAGUACCCGAAUUCGAAGGGAAAAACCCCAGUUCAGUUCUGAAAUUUGAGAGUAACCAGUUGGCUGCCAACACCCCAAGUGAAGACCGUCGAAGUGCAGCUGCAUCCUUGCAGACCCGGGGGAUGAUGUUCGGGGUCUUUGAUGGCCAUGCAGGUUAUGCCUGCGCCCAGGCGGUCAGCGAGAGGUUGUUUUUUUAUAUAGCCAUUUCUCUGUUGCCUCGGCAACGGCUGGAGGAAAUCGAAUUUGCCAUGGAGUCCCUGAAGCCUAUUCUGCCGAUCCUGCAGUGGUACAAGCAUCCGAAUGACAGGUUCUAUCAAGAGUUAGCCUCUUUAUAUUUGGAACAACUCAGGGUUCAUUGGCAGACCUUGCUGGACAUGGAAUCUGGCUUUACGAUGGAAGAAGCCUUGGUGUACGCCUUUAAGAGGCUGGACUCAGACCUGUCGUUGGAAGUCCAGGCUCCCUUAGAAAAUGAACUGAUAAGGAACGUAGUCCUUCAAGGCGCUUUUUCAGGUUCGACAGCAUGCGUGGCUCACAUUGAUAAUGUUCAUUUGCACAUAGCCAACACUGGAGACUGUAGGGCCGUCCUUGGCGUUCAGAGCAAAGAUGGAUCGUGGUCCGCCCUCCCUCUUACUCGAGACCACAACGCCUUCAAUGAGCUAGAAAUCUUAAGGUUAAAAAGGGAGCACCCAAGGUCUGAGGAGGACACCCUCUUCGUGAGCAACAGGCUGCUGGGAGUCCUUAUGCCUUCUCGGGCGUUUGGAGAUGUCCAGUUCAAGUGGAGUCAGGAGCUGCAGCAAAGCGUGCUGGGAAACAGGAGCAAGGCUGAAGCAUCAAGCGUUUAUGGAUACAUACCUCCAAACUACCACACCCCUCCCUAUUUAACUGCAGAGCCGGAAGUCACCUACCACAAAAUAAGGCGUCAGGACAAAUUUUUAGUCAUCGCCUCGGACGGUCUGUGGGACAUGCUGGGCAACGAAGAGGUGGUCAAGCUCGUUGCGGAACAUCUGCUUGAAACGGAUAGGCAGCAAAUGCAGCUGACUUUUAAAAAGCCAGCCAAGCUGGGUUACCUGCAAAACCUGCUGCUCGAGAGGAAAGCUAAACACGCCCGCUCCUGUGACGAAAACGUGGCCACCCACCUCAUCCGGCAUGCCAUUGGGAGCAAUGAGUAUGGAGAGAUAGAUCCAGAGAGGCUUGGAGCCAUGUUGACACUUCCCGAUGACCUGGCACGCAUGUACAGAGAUGACAUCACGGUUACUGUGGUCUAUUUUAAUUCCGAUACGGUUGGCGGCUACUACCAAGAGAAUAAAUAAGGGACCUGCCUGGCUACUAGAUCUUACUUGUGCUAAUUCUGCAUACGAAGGGGUUUCUUUUUGCCUCUAGUGAAAUGUGACAGUGUAGAAGUCCCCUAGCUUUCUCCAGUGGCCUAACUUCCCCCUUCUAAGCAAGAAGUUUGCUUAGAGUUUAAAUUUUAUAAAGUUUGUAUCGAUGUAUUAGAACAAAAUGUUGUAAGAUGCCCUGGGGGUGGGAACAAGGGAGGGGCAGAUCUGUGCCAAAAGGAUUGAGAAAUAAAGAUGUAGUUAGCUGUUUACAGAAUGAGUAAGACCUGAAUGCAAUACUGUUGCCAAGGCAAUUGAUGGCAAAUGUCUUUGGCUUUCCUGGAAGUGACUUUACUGUUGAAUGUGAUCAGCACAAUCUUGUCCAGACAAACGGGCACACUUGGCAUUUGAAGGCGGGGCUCAAAAGUAGCCACUGAUUGGAAGACUGCAUAUGGAGGGCUUAGCCAGUGGGGACGAUGAUGUAUCAAACUGUUCUUGCUCCUGACGUGCUUGGGAGAUGGCCAAAAAAAAGGGGAUGGAAUUGGAGAUGGGUUUCUGUGCCCUAGAAUGUGAAUUUUAGAAGCCCAUUUGAUGAGCACACUGUUUGUUCCCUGGACUUAUUCCUCUGUUUAUUCUUAUUCCAAACAGUUCAUCCAUUUCAAAAGAGGUUGGCUUUUCUACUCUGCUUUCGACUGUAACCUAUUUAAAGUUUGAAAACCAGUUUGCAUUCUUCUUGUUCUGAUUGUAAAGCUCUCCGUGCACGGGACUAAAUUGUUGCUUGAACACAUUUAUACUGCGUAGCAGGGAUUGAAGGGUUUUAGUUAUUGCCUAUACUGUGCCAUAACAUACUGUGCCUCAGAA